Molecule: messenger RNA, 1629 nt
Organism: Populus euphratica (Euphrates poplar)
Lineage: Eukaryota; Viridiplantae; Streptophyta; Magnoliopsida; Malpighiales; Salicaceae
Product: UBP1-associated protein 2C-like
Exons: 2
Coding region: 116-1282 (388 amino acids)
Molecular function (GO): RNA binding
Source: RefSeq, a predicted model, not a curated record
AAAUUCAGUUAGCCACAAAAACAAGACCAGUUUCAUUCUCUAUCCUGCGUAACUCCCUCAUCUCUAGGGUUUAUUCCACGCUAACCAGCAAUCCACCACCACCACUUCCGCCACCAUGGAGUUCAUUAAAAAACGCAAAGCCGACGAAAACGGCAUCUCAAUCCCCACUGGCACCUCUCCACCAUCUCCAAUAACUCCUCUAACGCCCGAAGAAAUCCGUAAAAUCCUCGAACCCUUCACAAAAGACCAACUAUUAGACAUCCUCCAAUCGGCCACACUCCACCACUCUGACAUCCUUAACUCUGUCCGUUCCGUAGCGGAUGGCGACAUCUCCCUCCGAAAGCUCUUCAUUCGCGGCCUCUCUUCCGAAACAACCUCGGAUACCCUCCGAAUUCUAUUUUCUUCCUUCGGAGAACUCGAAGAAGCUAUUGUUAUCCAUGACAAGAACACAGGUAAGUCGAAAGGUUUCGGGUUUAUUACUUUCAAACAUGUGGACUCUGCUAUGCUUUCUAUUAGAGAACCUAGUAAAAAAAUUGAUGGAAGGAUUACUGUUACUCAAUUAGCAUCGAAUAAUUCGAGUACCGGUGAUGUUUCGCUAAGGAAAGUUUAUGUUGGGAACGUGCCUUUUGAGAUUACCUCGGAGAGGUUGUUAGGGUUUUUCUCAAUGUAUGGUGAGAUUGAAGAAGGCCCGCUUGGAUUUGAUAAAUCUACUGGGAAAUCAAAAGGUUUUGCCUUUCUUAUAUACAAGUCUGAGGAUGGGGCAAAGGCUGCGAUUGCUGAUCCUAUGAAAAAUAUUGAUGGGCAUCAAGUUGUUUGUAAAUUAGCUGUUGAUAACAAGAGGGUUAAUAAGACUAGUCAGGGCGGUCCAAAUGCACAAAAUUCACAGCCAUUAGCGCAUCCAUCGUUCCCACAACCACAACCACAACCACAACCACAAAAUUCGAUUGGCGGGGUAACAGGAAGUUUACAAAAUUAUGGGCCUGCUAGUAACAGCUAUCAGUUGAAUACUUCAUUGACGAGUUCUGGGUAUAAUGGUGUUUAUAGGGUUCCGCCGUAUGUAGGGGUGGCUCCAAAUGAUGGUGGAUUGAACAAUGCAGGGGCUUCAAUGUAUAGAAUGCCACAGAGCACUGUUGGUACUGGUUCUGGGGUGUAUCCAGAUGCUGGGUCUUACGCGUUGUCUCAGCAACAGCAGCAUCAGCAGCCAUCCUCAAUGCCACUGCCUCCUAGAUUCCCACAUGGAGCUGGAGGAAUGUAUCAGGGUAUGCCACCACCAUAUUACUGAAGGUGUAUGAGAGCUUCUUGGGAACACAUGCUUUAAAUGGUUGUCGUGAUUUCCUGAAUGCAAGCAAUGAAAUCUUUAAUUUAAUUAUGUGGACUGCUGUGCUUUUGUUGCUGCUUCACUUCAUCUGCUUCCUUAAGAUGUGGUUGGAUUUGUGAUGGAUGCUACUUAAACUUUGCAAAAUUAGUUUCUAUCUGUAGAACGGGGCUUUUACAGAAGGAUUGUAGAACUUUUCUGCUAUGCCGGAAUUAAUGUUUAUCUAGAUUAUAAAUAUCCCUGUUUUUCUGGUUUUGCUACUCUUGCUCCUCAAGAAGAUUUUUGGUAUUUGAGGUUUCGUUGUUGGCUUUACC